AUGGGGGGCAUCAGAAGAGGUGAACUGGAUGCGUUUCCAAGAAAGAUGACACAGCAACGCCACGUGGAGCUGGUCUCUGAGCAACUCCAUGGCGCGGUGUUUUCCGGUGAGCACGAAGACACCGUGAAACCAUCAGCAGGUGGUGAUAGAGCCGAUAAUAAUGUUAGUAGUAAUGCAGAUUCUGUGGCGCGUGAAAGGAACGCGCCGCCUAGAUGGAGGAAUUAUAGGGGUGUGAGGCGUAGGCCGUGGGGGAAGUUUGCGGCUGAGAUCCAGGACCCGAAGAGGAACGGAGCAAGAACGUGGUUAGGGACAUAUAAGAAGGAAGAGGAUGGAGCAUUGGCUUAUAUAUAG
Molecule: messenger RNA, 351 nt
Organism: Neltuma alba
Lineage: Eukaryota; Viridiplantae; Streptophyta; Magnoliopsida; Fabales; Fabaceae
Product: ethylene-responsive transcription factor 1-like
Exons: 2
Coding region: 1-351 (116 amino acids)
Biological process (GO): ethylene-activated signaling pathway; regulation of DNA-templated transcription
Molecular function (GO): DNA-binding transcription factor activity; DNA binding
Source: RefSeq, a predicted model, not a curated record